GGCGGCCCCGCGGCGGGGAGGGCGUCCCAAGGUCGGGGCGGGAGCGGGAGCGGGAGCGGAGCGGAGCGGAGCGGAGCGGCGCGGGGAGGCCCGGCGCUUGCCCGCAGAUGGAGUACGACUGGCUGGGCUUCGGCUACGCGGCGCUGGUGGCGGCGGGCGGCGUCGUCGGCUACGCCAAGGCGGGCAGUGUCCCUUCUCUAGCUGCUGGCCUUCUCUUUGGUGGCUUAGCAGGACUAGGCGCUUACCAGCAGUCCAGAGACCCAAAGAACGUCUGGCUUUCCCUCGUGGCGUCUGGAACCUUGUCUGCUGUUAUGGGAAUGAGAUUUUACAACUCCAGAAAAGCAAUGCCUGGGAUAAUUGCUGGUGCCAGUUUACUGAUGGUUGGACGGCUUGGAUUGCAGAUCAUGGAAAAGCCUCUUAAGCCUUAAGUAUGCAUCAAGUCACCUGAAGAUACGUGAUUGAGAAGCCUGAAAAUGCAACCGCCUAAAAGUGCUGCACAGAAGUGGAAAAGGCACUGCUGUCUGUGCACUGUAUAUUUCAUAUCCUAAGGACUGACAUUGAGAGCCCUUGUUAUAUCUUCCAAAAUGGCAUUUGUCUUAACAUUUUCUGCACUGUAAAGCAGUAAAACAUGAGUAUAGCAUUAGUUUAGCUUCUGGUCCUGCAGCUUGCUGCAGGCAAAGGCCUCUUGGCACUCGGAUGCAGACAGUUGCAGGAUUGAAGCUUAGAUGUACUUUUGGACUUGUCAUUCUAAAAUCAUCUAUACUUCUAAAACAAGGGGAUAGGAGCUGCCAAUUUGUCACUAGUAAUUCAUACAACAAAUGUGCUUAUUAUGUUACUUCUCCCUUCCCUUGCCAGUUUAUCUGGUCAUGAUGUUUGUCAGUCAGGGACUUUGUUCUUGCAGCACUGUGUUAGAACCUGGUCCCACAAAACACAGAGCAGGCUGUCAAGGUUCUGCUGUAAUGCAAUGAAUGCAAACCCAUUACUUGCAAUUACAUUUAGCUGGGCGCUUUUGCUUACAAGUAAUUGGUUGCACUUUUACAGAUUAUUAUUCAUAAAUCAAAAAAAUGCUGUAUUGGGUAAUGCUGAAUUGUAGGCAUAGCUCUUGCAUUUAAUGAGAAUUAAAAUGUUAAUAAACCAACAAAUUAUUAUUACAAA
This is a messenger RNA of Tyto alba (common barn owl), 1155 nucleotides long. Its product is annotated as transmembrane protein 14C-like. Bases 108 to 428 code for a protein of 106 amino acids. NCBI's taxonomy places the organism in Eukaryota, Metazoa, Chordata, Aves, Strigiformes, Tytonidae. Gene Ontology annotation, cellular component: mitochondrial membrane. Gene Ontology annotation, biological process: regulation of heme biosynthetic process. The transcript has 4 exons. The record is from RefSeq and is a predicted model, not a curated record.